GGGCUUCGUGCAUCUGGAGAGGUUGCGGUGGGGAUUACGUUAGACAGGAUUGUUUCUCUUCUGGUGCUGUGCCCUGUAUUCGGGGAGGCUUUAGGAUCGCAGCCCCCGCUAGUGACAGGCUCUUCCCGCAGAGCAGUCCUUGGCGUUUCUAGCCCGGUAAAAUUGUGUCCCGGUACGGUGGCCGAGGAGGUUUGAGCGCGCCGGAAGUGUUCCCCGGCGCUCGCGCCUAGCCGGGCCGGAGACGCACGUGGCGCGGCCGGAGAGAACAUGUCUUUCCGAGGCGGAGGCCGCGGAGGCUUUAAUCGCGGUGGUGGAGGCGGCGGCUUCAACCGUGGCGGGGGUAGCAACAACCACUUCCGAGGCGGCGGCGGUGGCGGCAAUUUCAGGGGCGGCGGCCGAGGAGGAUUUGGACGAGGGGGCGGUCGUGGAGGCUUUAAUAAAUUCCAAGAUCAAGGACCCCCAGAACGUGUCGUCUUAUUAGGAGAGUUCAUGCAUCCCUGUGAAGAUGACAUCGUGUGUAAAUGCACCACAGAGGAGAACAAGGUGCCUUACUUCAACGCUCCUGUUUAUUUAGAAAACAAAGAACAGAUCGGGAAAGUGGAUGAGAUAUUUGGACAACUUAGAGAUUUUUAUUUUUCAGUUAAAUUGUCAGAAAACAUGAAGGCAUCUUCCUUUAAAAAGCUACAGAAGUUUUAUAUAGAUCCCUUUAAGCUGCUGCCGCUACAGAGGUUUUUGCCUCGUCCUCCUGGUGAGAAAGGACCUCCCAGAGGCGGCGGUGGUGGUGGCAGGGGAGGUCGAGGAGGAGGAAGAGGAGGUGGUGGCCGAGGUGGUGGAAGAGGUGGUGGCUUCAGAGGUGGAAGAGGUGGAGGUGGGGGCUUCAGAGGAGGAAGAGGAGGUGGUGGAUUCCGAGGAAGAGGACAUUAGAUGUGGCAGUUGACAGACCACCACUUCCGUUUUCACCGAGGGACCUGCUGCUGCUGUGACUGAAGUCUCUGGAGCACCCUUGAGGCUGCGCUGUGUCAGUGGAGUAAAUCGUCAGCAUUGGGGAGAAACGAGGGGCAGACAGACAGUCGGUUUGGCCCUGAAAGAGCGUGAAGAACCCGCCUUGUACAGUGCCUGGCACUCUGCGUGCCUAAAGAACAAUGGGACUUUUUAUUUGGAGCAUAUUUGGAUUUUUUAAAUAAAAUUUUUUAUUUCUUUAA
Molecule: messenger RNA, 1202 nt
Organism: Peromyscus eremicus (cactus mouse)
Lineage: Eukaryota; Metazoa; Chordata; Mammalia; Rodentia; Cricetidae
Gene: Gar1
Product: GAR1 ribonucleoprotein
Exons: 7
Coding region: 268-924 (218 amino acids)
Biological process (GO): snoRNA guided rRNA pseudouridine synthesis; ribosome biogenesis
Cellular component (GO): box H/ACA snoRNP complex
Molecular function (GO): box H/ACA snoRNA binding
Source: RefSeq, a predicted model, not a curated record